Puma concolor (puma) is the source of this 1464-nucleotide messenger RNA. RefSeq names its product multiple inositol-polyphosphate phosphatase 1 (gene MINPP1). The record is from RefSeq and is a predicted model, not a curated record. Gene Ontology annotation, molecular function: acid phosphatase activity; inositol phosphate phosphatase activity. NCBI's taxonomy places the organism in Eukaryota, Metazoa, Chordata, Mammalia, Carnivora, Felidae.
AUGCUCCGUGGCCCCCCGCGCCUCCUCAAGGUCUCCGUGGCACCCGUCGCGGCCCUGGCUGUGGCGCUGCUCUCGUCGCUCUCGCGCUGCUCCCUCCUGGAGCCGGACGACCCCGCGGCCUCCGCGCUCAGCCCCUACUUCGGCACCAAGACCCGCUACGAGGAUGCCAACCCCGGGCUGCUGCCGGACCCCGAGGCGCCGCGGAGGGACCCCGAGCUGCUGGAGGACGCCUGCACGCCGGUGCAGCUGGUCGCCCUCAUCCGCCACGGCACCCGCUACCCCACGGCCAAGCAGAUCCGCAAACUGCGGCAGCUGCACGGCCUGCUGCAGGCCCGCCCGUCCGGCGACGGCCGCGCUGGCCCCGCCGGCGGCCGCGACCUGGGCGCCGCGCUGGCCGACUGGCCGCUGUGGUACGCGGACUGGAUGGACGGGCAGCUGGUGGAGAAGGGACGGCAGGACAUGCGACAGCUGGCGCUGCGCCUGGCCUCUCUCUUCCCGGCCCUGUUCAGCCUCGAGAACUACGGCCGCCUGCAGCUGGUCACCAGCUCCAAACACCGCUGCGUGGACAGCGGCGCCGCCUUCCUGCAGGGGCUGUGGGAGCACUACCACCCCGGCUUGCCGCCGCCCGACGUCGCAGAUAUGGAGUGUGGACCUCCAAGAAUUAAUGAUAAACUAAUGAGAUUCUUCGAUCACUGUGAGAAGUUUUUAACUGAAGUGGAAAAAAAUGCCACGGCACUUUAUCAUGUAGAAGCCUUCAAAACGGGACCAGAAAUGCAGAACAUUUUAAAAAAGGUCGCAGCUACUUUGCAAGUGCCAGUCAACAAUUUAAAUGCAGAUUUAAUUCAGGUAGCUUUUUUUACCUGUUCAUUUGACCUGGCAAUUAAAGGUGUUAAAUCUCCUUGGUGUGAUGUUUUUGACAUAGAUGAUGCAAAGGUAUUAGAAUAUUUAAAUGAUCUGAAGCAAUAUUGGAAAAGAGGAUACGGGUACACUAUUAAUAGUCGGUCCAGCUGCACCCUGUUUCAGGAUAUCUUCCAACACUUGGACAAAGCAAUUGAACAGAAACAAAGGUCUCAGCCAGUUUCCUCUCCAGUCGUCCUGCAGUUUGGUCACGCGGAGACCCUUCUUCCACUGCUCUCCCUCAUGGGCUACUUCAAAGACAAGGAGCCCCUGACGGCUUACAAUUACAAGGAACAGAUGCAUCGGAAGUUCCGAAGUGGCCACAUUGUGCCCUAUGCCUCGAACCUCAUGUUUGUGCUUUACCAUUGUAAGAAUGCGAAGACUCCCAAAGAAGAGUUCCGGGUGCAGAUGCUAUUGAAUGAAAAGGUGUUGCCAUUGGCUCACUCCCAGGAAACUGCUUCCCUAUAUGAGGAUCUCAAGGAGCACUACAGGGACCUCCUCCAGAGCUGUCGCGCCAGUGACGAGUGUGAAUUACCAAAGGUGAACAACACGUCUGAUGAGCUAUGA